UGCUGCCUGGUGUUCGUAUCCGUGUCUCUUCUUUCGGAUAAUCGGUGGUUUUGCUGCGAAAUUACGUACGAUACUAGUCGCGAUAUCGUCCCCGUUCGUACACCGUCCACCGUUCGGGGACACUGGCGGUGUUGCGGGGGUCCGUUUUUCCACGGAUUGCCACGCUACCCGUACGCGUUCUGUUUGAGGCCACAGUGAAAGAGGGCCUUGGAACGACACGACACGACGAAGAAGUAGGACUGUCCACUGCACGUCUCCGUGUUUUACGUACAGAUCCCGUAGCUGCGGGCGACGGAUUUCAAUUGCUCCGUGAAGUGCCUCCCAUAUCCGUUUGCAUCGACCGUGAAUGUCGUCUGGUAACACCGCUGGCAGUACCCUCGGUCGCUGCAGACUGCCUUGGCUCGCCACUGUGUGACUCUUUGCAACAAAAAACGUACAGUACGUGCGGGGCGGUUACCAAACGCGCAACAUGUUUAACAAUUACGGCAACACGAUGGCGACGGAUCCGUUCCGGAAGGUGGAACAAUACUCGCCCAAAUCGUCGCCCCGUGCUGGAGGGGCUGGGGGUCGAUCGCCCGUCGUCGCCCGUCAGGAUUCCUCCGGCACAUUAAAGACCACGAUCCAGCUUGGGAAAAACCCCUCGAUACUCCACAGUGGACCGUUUUACUUAAUGAAGGAACCACCCGGGGAAGGUGAACUGACCGGAGCCACGAAUCUGAUGGCACACUAUGGUUUAGAGCAUUCGUAUAGUAAAUUUAGUGGUAAAAAGGUUAAGGAACAGCUAUCAUCAUUUCUCCCGAAUUUACCUGGUGUCAUCGAUGGACCGGGACACCUCGAUAAUAGUUCCCUUCGAAGUGUGAUCGAAAAACCACCGAUCGUGGGUAAAGAACUGCUUCCACUCACCAGCGUACAGCUCGCUGGAUUCCGUCUACAUCCCGGACCGCUUCCGGAGCAGUACAAACACUUAAAAACAGCACCAACUAGAAAGCAUAAGAAUAAGCAUAAGAAACACAAACACAAGGAUGGCGUUGCGCCACCGGAACAGUCUGCGCUCGAGGCGGCCGGGCUCGAUACGCACGAGAAGAAGCACAAAAAGCAGAAAAGACACGAAGACGACAAGGAGCGCAAGAAGCGGAAAAAGGAGAAAAAGCGCAAAAAACAGCGCCACAGUCCGGAGCAUCCUGCUGGUGGUGGUGGGACAGCAUCGGUACCACCGCAAACGCAAGUCUAUUAAGUCUGGUCCUGCGGAAGUGGUACACUUAUCCAUACACCCACACACACACACACACACACACACACACACACACACACACACACACACAAACACAUACACAUCCACACACCUACAAAUACGCAUAUAUUGAUAUACAAAGAUACAAAUAACUAGGGCGAGAUAAGGGAAAUUCGAAACAAACUAAAAAAAGAAAGCCUCUUAUCAGCUCGACCUUGCUCUCCUGUGUUCCGCAUCCACACGCAUGUGAACCACUCAUACGGUGGACCAUUGUGUGGUGGAUAGAAAUAUGAAGCAAGAUCGCGAGGAUCUACAUGCGAUUCGGCCAAAGUUUCAAUGCGUGUUUAGCUCGGGGGUGCAAAUAGUACAUUCUUGCGAGAAGAAUGGCUUCCGAUGACGGGGGUUUCGUUGUUUUUUGAAGCAAAUUUUGCCUUCCUUCUCCAUAAUGCCGUACUAUCCCGUGACUCAAUUACACCAAGGAAGAGAAGGCGUUGAACCUGUCUCACUAGAAAAACGCUCACCAUACAAGGCGAACCUGAUGCAGGAACGAUAGUAUAUGCGGCUCCUCACGCGAGUUUCGAUUAAGCCUAUGAUAUAGUGCCAGGAAAACGAACACCGCAAAGUGGAUUGCGAAUCCACGUUCGAAAUCUACUGUUGAAUCUUAAUUUAAUGCAAAGCAAGGGCAAAGAAGGUUGCAACGAAAGCAGGUUAAAGUCGAGCUGUCCAUCUUCCACUUGUCGCACUUGGAAGCUCAAGAAAAAAGGAACGAUCAGCAUCCUUCUGUUUUAUUAUUAAAGGAAAAAGUGCGCCAGCCUAAGAGCACGCAUUGUCCUAUCCUCUCUCGGCACACCUUUGAUAAGUAUGUUUAUUUUCUGUUUUGUUAAAUAUGUGUAAUAUCUCUAAUGUUUCGCCCGCCAACCCUCGAGUGUGAGGCACUCGAUCCUUACAGAGCUCUUUUAACUUGUGACUCUCCACCCGGUUCCCGUUUUACACUUUGAUACGUAAACACUUUUGUUUAGCUACAUGUAUAUUAUUGUAUAAGACAGAAGCAGCAAAAACAAAACAACAAACAAAAAAAAUCCGAUAUCCUUAAGGUAUGUUGGGAGUGUGUAAUAUUAAGAAGUUUUUGUUUCACUUUGCGGCACGCACCUGCACGGAAUGGGACUGACCAGAUAGUCGCGUAGGAGGAUCAGAUUUAGACAUAUGGGCAUCGCCAACCAUCCACCAUAUCGGGAACGAAGGGCAAGCGAAGGGUUUUGAUGCGUGCGACGGGAACCAAACAAUGGAAUGGAACGGGAUUGGGUGUGAUGUGAAGUGUUGCAAAAAAAAAAGAAACAUUAUCCGUGCGGUUGCAAUAUCAGGUGCCUGGACGACGGGUUGAAGUGUGUAUAAAGUACUGAGCGAUAGAAUGAUAGCGAGAACGAAUGAGCGUGUGUGUUUGUCCGCGAAAUACUAAACACGGGGAAAAUUAGUAGGAUUGUGGGUGGCCCCAUCCCAGAAACUCGUACUAAUCAUACAAGCAGCAUAAUGAAAAAUAGGAAGCGAGAAAGGUGAUGAGAAAUAAUACCACACAAAACACAUGUUACAAAACAAUACAACAAAGUGUAACAAGUAGGAAAACCAUUAUUUCCCAAUAAGAUGGACACUCCCGGUAGCCUUUUUUCUCGGUUCUUUUUGGCGAUGGCGACACUCACGGGGAUUGAUUGAUAUUUUAGUAAAAUGCAGUUCACAAAACUAAUGCUCUGAUGGGAAGAACCGCAAGAGAAACCAACAGGAUGGCAUUCUGGAACAGGUUCUUCACCAACCUUAUUCAGCUAAGUCCAACCAAUUGUAGUUCUAUCGUGUUUCAUACUCUUCGGCAGUUGUUUACUCGAGGCGAUAUUACGGUAUGCCAAGCAAGAUCUUCGAAGAAAUUUCAUUUAACGAUCGUGUGUAGCUAUGUGUCGUCCCUCAAUGAAUGGGUUUGGGUUGUGUCCAGCAAAGACCAUAACGACGGAACCACCCCCGUUGAUGUUGGCCAUCGCUAAAUAGACGAGGACAAGCCACCGAUGUUGCGUCAAAUAAAGGAGAGGAGUGUACAUGGCGGUAGGAAAACAAAACAAAUAGUGAAAGCCUCUCGCCCGCCACACUCCGUUUUGUAUUUAUGAUCGUACUGUGGAAUUAUUUAACUUUUAUUUACUAUAUUUUAGCAAUAAACACUGAACGAAAAACAA
Messenger RNA from Anopheles moucheti, 3444 nucleotides. RefSeq names its product mediator of RNA polymerase II transcription subunit 19 (gene MED19). Gene Ontology annotation, cellular component: mediator complex. The transcript has 4 exons. Gene Ontology annotation, molecular function: transcription coregulator activity; transcription factor binding. The record is from RefSeq and is a predicted model, not a curated record. NCBI's taxonomy places the organism in Eukaryota, Metazoa, Arthropoda, Insecta, Diptera, Culicidae. The coding region runs from base 470 to 1234 and encodes 254 amino acids. Gene Ontology annotation, biological process: positive regulation of transcription by RNA polymerase II.